AUGACACAACGCCAAGAAGUCCUCGACGGAAACCCUGUCUCAUUCGCAGAGGCUCUCGAUCGCAGCGAUGACAUCCUUCACAAGAUUGACCUUCCUGACAAGCAAAGGAAAUUCAAGGAUUUUCUGACCGACCACAAGAAGGAAAUUGAGGGCUUAGUCAAAUUACAUCGCAAUAGCCGUGACGCUGAUAUGUUAAAGUCGAGUGGAUGGACGUAUGGACGCCACAGCGUCUGCAUUCCAGUCCGCGUAAAGUCCAACCCAACAACUAUACACUCCAUUUUUCGAGUCCCCCUCCCAUAUAGAGUUGGCGAAGAGAGAAGGCCUGGGAACGCGGACGAGAAAGUCCGCUGCGAGGUAGCAACCUAUCUCUGGAUCCGCGAGAAUUGCCCGGAGAUUCCAAUUCCCCAUUUAUACGGCUACGGAUUUCAGCGGGGAGGAUCUUUUGUUGACCAUGCAGAAUUCGAGCCGAAUGAAAGAAGCCGUUGGAGGACCGGACAGCGAUUCCCAAGAUGGUUCGGACGGCCCCCCAAAUUGCCCUUCGUCGAGAGAGAAUCACCCAACCAGUUCGGCAUAGCGUACAUGGUUGUCGACGAAAUUACAAAGGGAAACAAGCUCAGUGACUUGUUGGAUGCAAUCCUGGACGUCCCGUACCGUAGGAAGAACUUCUUCGACGACCUCGCCGACAUCAUGCUUCGGCUCAGGAGUGCGCCAAUGGACCGAAUCGGAUCUUUGACCGUGAGGGAGGACACUGUUAGUAUCGCAAAUAGGCCUUUUACAAAGCACCUGGCCGCGUGGGAUAGUGAAGGCAUUCCCACCAUACCACGAGAAGAGACAUUCAAGACCGUGGAGUCGUAUAUCAUGGCCCUUCUGGAAUGCCACGACAACGCCAUUCGCCGCCAGGGGAAUGCAAUCCGCCAUUUGGCAGACGGCCAGUCGCAGCUUUCCAAUAUUCUCAUGAUGCGCGCUCUUUUCAAUCAAUUCACUGACAAGAGGUAUCGCAAAGGACCGUUUGUACUCACCCUGACCAAUCUUACGACCCAUAAUAUCAUGGUGGAUCGCCAUGGGCAUAUUACCAGCCUUAUCAACCUAAACUGGGCAUGUUCUCUGCCUGUUGAAAUGCUGACACCUCCGUACUGGCUGGUGGACCUGGCGGCCGAUGAUAUUGACUAUGCGAACUUAAUCGACGAUUUCCUGGACAGCCUCAGGGCGAGGGAGAAGGUCUUUCCGGACUACCACCAUGAUUCAAAUGCGGCGAGUUUGCCAGCUAUUUAG
Aspergillus puulaauensis is the source of this 1272-nucleotide messenger RNA. RefSeq lists its product as uncharacterized. The record is from RefSeq and is a predicted model, not a curated record. Lineage: Eukaryota; Fungi; Ascomycota; Eurotiomycetes; Eurotiales; Aspergillaceae. The coding region runs from base 1 to 1272 and encodes 423 amino acids. The transcript is spliced from 3 exons.